Racocetra fulgida is the source of this 419-nucleotide messenger RNA. NCBI's taxonomy places the organism in Eukaryota, Fungi, Glomeromycota, Glomeromycetes, Diversisporales, Gigasporaceae. The record is from the annotation of a GenBank genome assembly.
UCAUUCUCGAUCACCGCUCUCUCAAUCAAGAGAUUCUCUGUCGAAACGUUCUCGUUCUCAAUCACCACCCUCUCAAUCAAGAGAUUCUCUGUCGAGAUGUUCUCGUUCUCGAUUACCGCCCUCUUAAUCAAGAGAUUCUCUGUCGAGACAUUCUUGUUCUCGUUUACGAUAUUCUUCUUUACAAUGUUCACAUUCACGCUACUCUCCCUUAUGACGUUCUCGUUCUCGUUCAUGACACUCUCCUUUACAAUAUUCUCGUUCAUGAUAUCCUUCUUUACAACGUUCUCGUUCACGACAGCGUUCCCACUCAUGAUACUCUCCCUUACGACAUUUUCGUUCACAAAGUCGAUCACAGCCCUUUCGAAUUCAGCCUAAUAACCGCAAGACAAUCUUAUUUGAGUCUGAUUAUGAAGCUGUAG